AUGGCCCAGGCUCAGAUGCUCUACUCGGCAAACGAUUCCUUUGACACCACAGAAAGUCCCCCUCGCCUGCAGAGUCUUAAACGUCAUACCUCCUCUGCACCUGCAUUUUAUUCCAACAAAUCCAUCAAAAGCAUCACUUCCAACAUUACAUCCUCACUCCGCAAAACACUGUCCAUCUCCAAGCAAAAGACCACUGACCGGCCCGUGCUGCGGAUCUCGCCGCCAUCUGCGGACGGCUCUGUCACAGUCUCAUCAGCUCCUACCGUGGAUGUAACGGAACUUGCCGACGACACCGACACCACCUACGGCGAUGACGAUUCAUUCUCCGAUUCCGAUUCUGAGGAUGAAGAGAAACUCAAGCGUGAGGAGGAUGCCAAAGACUACUGCGAAGGUGGAUACCAUCCCACAUACAUCAACGAGCGCUAUGGCCCUGACAAACGUUACAUAAUCGUGCGCAAACUCGGUUGGGGUCACUUCUCUACAGUGUGGCUGGCUUUCGACUCCGUUCAUUCGCGCCAUGUUGCGAUAAAGAUUGUUCGCUCUUCAAAGAACUAUCAUGAGGCUGCCAUAGACGAGAUCCGCAUUCUCGAAAAGGUUCGUGACGGGCCUGAUUCUCAUCCUGGUAAAAACCAUGUUGUUCAGCUGCUCGACAGCUUCAUUCACACGGGCCCUAAUGGUGACCACGUUUGUAUGGUUUUCGAGGUCUUAGGUGAGAACAUGCUUAGUUUGCUACUACGCUAUAAGGCCUUCUCGAAAGAACGCACUGCUGAACUCAAAUCUUCGUCUCGUUCCGUCUCGUCUCUGGACUCGACCAGAGACUUGCUCUUACUGAAAGAAUCUUUUGGUGGCCUCCCACUCACGCUCGUGAAGCAGAUCACCAAACAGCUGCUUCUUGCACUCGACUAUAUGCACCGCGAGUGCGGUCUUGUACACACAGAUCUCAAACCGGAGAACGUUCUUGUUGAGAUCCAUGACGUUGAAAAGCUGAUGAAAAUUCUCGAACGCGAGAGAAAGGACAAGUUGGCGCAACGCCGUCUCACCUCCCGCAACUCCGAUGCUUCGAUAUCGGAAAGUGUUUACUCUUCUGUCAGGACCCCAGUCCGCGCUGCCAACGCUGUCCAUGCAUCUGUACCCUCGCCAUUGGUAAGAAAUGCUUCUGGCCCCUCUAUCCCUCAACCGCCACCGCCGGUGUUUCAGCGCUCAAGAUCUCACACGGUUCGCGUUCCUUGUUCGCCGGUGCGGUGCUCCAAGCCACUGACUUCUCCGGUGCCAUCACAAUCUGGAAUCGACUCCUUCUUCAGGUCUUUCUCGUUUUCGACCAAUUCCUCAUCUGCAAGUAUAGCAGGAAUGGCAGGUGUUUCUACGAUCCAAGGUGGUGUUGUCGACCCUGCUUAUUCGAUGUCUACAGCAGCAAAGCCUGAAAAGCUUGGUCUCAGCCCGAGAAGCGUACCACCUACGUGUGUUCCGCGGUCACCGCAACUAGUCAUGGAUGGAAAAAACGUGAUUCCUGAAGAGCAAGAAGACGAGUUUGUGGAUGCGAGAUCCGAAGCUUCCAGUGUGGCUCCUCCUGUUCGCAGGUUCUCAGUGUUGAACCUCGACACUACUACUGCAGCGUCUUCUCAUGCCCCUGUUACCGCAGCUGCUGCCAGCGAGAAUGGCUCCGUAAUAUCGAUGGGGGAGUUUGAGGGCGUGAUCUCAGUCAAAAUCGCCGAUCUUGGUAACUCCUGCUGGACAAACCUUCACUACACCAACGAUAUCCAGACGCGACAAUACCGUGCUCCCGAGGUAAUCCUCGGUGGCGAAUGGGGGUGUUCGACCGAUAUUUGGUCAGCCGCCUGUCUCGCCUUUGAGUUAGUGACCGGCGACUUUCUAUUUGAUCCAAAGGCUGGUGAACCUUACUCAAAGGACGAUGAUCAUCUCGCACAGAUAAUCGAGCUUCUGGAAGAGUGGCCCUCGAAGGAUUGGCUGCGUUCUUGCAAGCACGCCAGGCGAUUUUUCGAUCGUUCUCUGUCCCAAUUCCGCAACAUUGGCAAACUUAAGUACUGGACGCUCGACCGUGUGCUUGUCGAAAAGUACCACAUGUCUUCGGAGACUGCCGUUUUAAUUUCUGAGUUCCUUGGCGAGAUGCUACAAAUUGAGCCUAGCCGGCGGCAUGAUGCCGGUGGUUUGAGCAACCACCCAUGGUUGGUGGAUUGCAACGUUGACGAGCACAUUGCCCGCGAUGUUGGUUCAAAGGGGCAGGACAUUCCCGGUUGGUGUGCCGAGGUUGAUGCUGAGUAG
Kuraishia capsulata CBS 1993 is the source of this 2280-nucleotide messenger RNA. RefSeq lists its product as uncharacterized. Gene Ontology annotation, biological process: regulation of mRNA processing; protein phosphorylation; spliceosomal complex assembly. Gene Ontology annotation, molecular function: protein kinase activity; ATP binding. Bases 1 to 2280 code for a protein of 759 amino acids. The transcript has a single exon. NCBI's taxonomy places the organism in Eukaryota, Fungi, Ascomycota, Pichiomycetes, Pichiales, Pichiaceae. The record is from RefSeq and is a predicted model, not a curated record.